CGAGAGGGAGAAAAAAAACCUGAGGUGGUGACAUAUCACGGAAGGAAAGAAAUACAUCUAAUUCAGAGACGGGCUCUUUGUUGAGCAGUAAUGGGAUGUUCCAGCCCAGUGCCUGUGCAUUUUUCCCAGUCCGGGCUGUCGCUUUAAGACAACGAUAGCUUUGUGUCUGAUUAAUUCAAUGUACGGCGACACGUUAGUGGGAGAAACCUUAUUAGACUGCCAACCACACACGGAGAGAGCAGAGAGAUACUGAGCAGACCCCGAGCGGCACUUUUCCCUUUUAAAAAAAAAACGAAACAAACACCUGAAGUUAUUUUUAAUGUUAAACCGUGGGUGAGUGUGUGUGUUUGUUUGUUUUUUUUUUAAAGAUGAAGACAUCUUGAGGAUGGGUUGCACACGUUUGGAAUAAAAGUCUGCAUCACCGCGCAGGAGAAGGAGGGAUUGUUCACCACCAGCUGGAGUUUAAAAAAAAAAAACAUACAUCCCAUCAGAGGAGAGGACAGAAGAUAAGAAGGAAUGUCGUCGGAAAAACACGGUCUUGAUGACUCUGGCCGUCAGACCAUGCAGCCUCCUCCGUACCUCCCCGGCCCCCAAGACCCCAACGUACCCCAGCACCCCAACAUGCCUCCUGCGCCGGGUGCCCAGCCCAGCUACCCUCCUCCGCCCCCUCCCCCGGGCUCCGAGGGCUACCUCCAAGAAACCCAGUUCCACUGUGGCCCACUGGGACCUCCUGGAGCCCCGCAGGGCUACACCGUCCAGACCCAGGGACCCGGAGGCACCAUGCCUCACCCCCCAGUAGGAUACCUCCACCCGGGCUACCCGCUCCAGCUACAGCCCUGCACGGCUUACGUACCCGUCUACCCCAUGGCAUCGGGUCAGCCCUACAUGCCGGCCGGAGGAGCCCACCCGGGAAUCCCACCGGGCCAGAUUCAUCCCAUGCAGAUGCCGCCCAGCAUCACUCUAAUGGACCGUCGGCCGCCACAUGACUACCUGCCCAUCGCCGUGCUCACCACCGUCUGCUGCUUCUGGCCGACAGGCAUCAUUGCGAUCAUCAAAGCAGUGCAGGUGCGUACGGCGAUAGCCAGAGGGGACAUGGUGACAGCGGAAAUAGCCUCCCGCGAGGCGCGCAACUUCUCCUUCAUCAGCCUGGCGGUCGGCAUCGCCUCCAUUGUGCUGUGCACCAUCCUCACCGUGGUGGUCAUCAUCGCCUCGCAGCACCACGACGACGACUGGGAGCCGUAACUCCACCCAAACGGGGGAAAUCAUGGCAUAUAUUAGCUAGCUAACUACUCUCAAUUGUUUUGGAGGAUAUAGGAACACUGAACAUGCACUCAAACUGCUACUGCUUGCUGGCACUUUGUGUACAGCUCCACACACACACACACACACACACACACACACACAGAUCUGACCUAACCUGCUGCCAUCAAACACGCACCAACAACCAAAAAAACCCCCACAACCAAUCACAGCUGACACUCAAACGCCAAUACAUGUGUGCCAAUACAAGCAGCUGUCAAAUGAGGCCCAGCAUUUGCUGUUAGCAUAGCGACCGCUUAAUAUUUACACACAGGUAUGAGCUGCAGGAGGAAAACAAAGGCUCCUCGCAUUAACUAUUCAUUUGACGCUGAUUAAUUCAUACGGCCUUCGCUGAUGUGGUUAGAUGAGAGGAUAGGUCACUGUGUGUUUCAGUUUUAAACAUCUCAACAAUAAAAACAAACUCUCACAGUCGCUGAAGUUAAAGACACCACAUUCAAAGACUUUUUUUUUAGGAUUGUUAAAUGCACAUUUUAGUGUUACGAGCAGGAGUAUACAUGUGCUUUCUUCUUUAAAUACAAAAAAAGUGCCAUGUGUUGAUUUACAGAGUAGUAUUAUUAUUGACACACUCGAAUAAGAGACUGUCAGACUGAUUUAAAGUGUUAGAGGCGGUGAUCAAUACACAUUUAACACACCAAAUGGAGACUGGACUUAACAAAGUGACUAUCUAACCAAACAAACACAGAGUAUUUAUUUGAGACUGGUUGUUUGUAUGUUACCUGGACAUUUUAGCUGGAUGAUGUGAUACAUAACUUAUGAAUUAUAUGUUUGUUAAUUUAUUUAAAAUCUGUUAUUUAUUAAUUUAUUCAAUAUCUACCCAUGCAUUGACUUUGUCUGCUAAAAUUUACAGUCCGUCACUAGUUUAUCGCAGCUAUCUGACAGUUUGAAUUGGCUUAAAUUUGAUAUCUUAUAUUGAUGAUGAUGAUGAUGAUAUUGCACUUUGUAGUAACAAGAUGAGAUGACGCAGCCGCUUAGAUUCAUAGUUCUUAUAGUGCAUGAUAAAUAGAAAUUUAGGCUAAUGGGCUUUUAGUGCAAAAAUAUCUUGUCUCCCAGCUGUCGGUGGGAAUAUUUCCUAAAAUUUCUAUUAGUGUGUGGUACAGUAUUUUUCAAAAUGUUGAAAUGUCAAAACAAGAAAAAGGAGACGCUUUAGAUGACAAGUAUUUGAGUCUUGGGUCGGCAGAUAUUGUCUUUACAAGUAUUUUAGAGGUGUAUCAGCCUAUUUUGUGUUGCACAUCUCUUAGCUAUUUAAUCUCAGACACUGUAUAUGAAACUUUAGUGCAACGUUAGACUUAAGAGGCAACAUAACCCUGCAUGUCAUCCUCAGUUUGUUUCCAUUUAGUCAUAAAUAUUGAGGCUAGAUGUGCGGCUGUGAGCUCCCGUUAGCUGUUGUUUCACUGUUGUUCUGCAGCUGGUUGGGUUUCUCCCCCUCCAUUAAUGUAGCGUAGCUCUGAGCUGAUGUUUUCUAUGAGCCAACAUGGCUGUAACGUUACAGUAUGAACUGUGUUGUGAGGUUUAAGGAGUUACGGGAGAACUGAAAAUGAAUGUUUCCUAAAGGAGAGAGGGAAAAUACUAAAUGCCUAUAUUGUAUUGUAGCACUUUCUGCUCUAUGAAAUCUUUCCUCUGGUUCCCUUUCUCUCUCUUUCUGUCUUUCCCCUGUCCACAUGAGUUAUUGGACCUACUAACAUAUCUCUUCUGCCCCCCCCAUUGGUCCCUAUGAUAAUGCUAUUUUUAAAAGAAUUAUACAGAUGUAUUAAAAAAACCCGAAAAUUAUGUUUGUCGACACUCAAGACGAAUAGAGACAUAUAAAUACAGCUUAUGCCAUAGUUUAUUCUUUAACAAAUAAAUAAAUAUAUUAUUAUUAUUAUUAUUAUUAUUAUUAUCACAUUGUACAUUAUUGAUGUAUAAUAUUUCGUAUAUUUAGCACACAUGGGUUUGUAUUUAUCAAACUAAGAAUUAUGUAAGAAUGCUCUAAGUAGUAAGUAAGGACUAAAUUGUUCACUUGCUGCAAAGAAUGAGACAUUGAUUAUUGAUCACGUCAGACAGGAUUAGUCACUGACACAAAGAUUUAUUGUCUGUCACCUGUCAAAUUGUUAAUUCUGCAAAACAAUGCUUACAGUUUGCUCAGUUUUACUGAAAAAAUAUAGGUGAUUUUUUUUUUUUAACUGAAAUCGUUAAUACUUUCAGUAACAAUUACCAUGUGCAGUAAUGACAAUCUUAAAUAUUCAUAAUAUAUAAUUAGUGCUGAAACUGGAGGCGGGAGGAAGCAAAAAAGAUAGAAACUACCCUAUUCUGAAUUGUUCUUAUUGCUUCAGAUGAACAGGUACAAUCACUCCAAAAGUGAGAAGGAGUUUCUUAAAUAGAUUUUAUUAAUAAAGCAGCUCUUUGACAUUUUGGGAAAUACGCUUAUUUACUUUCUUGCAGAGUCAGAUGAGAAAAUUGUCACUGCUCACAUAUUGUCAGUUAUAAACAUGAAGCUACAGCUAGCAGCAAGUUAGCUUUAGCUUAGCUCAAAGAGAGGAAACAGCUAGCAUGACUCUGUUCAAAGGUAUAAAAAAUCUGCCCGUUAGAGCCUCUUCAUAGUAUUUUCUUCCCUGUGUGAGGAUUUAAAAUAUAUAUAUAUAUAUUUAUAUAUAUGAAUGAUUUAAUUAGUGAGCUUUAGAGAUGCUAGUAGGCAGAUUUGUACAGAGCCAGGCUAGCUGUUUCCUCAUGUUGCUAAGCUAAGCUAACCAACGGCUUGCUGUAGCUUCAGACAUGAGAGUGUAUUCAAUAUUUUUAUCUAACUCUUGACAAGAAAACAAAUAUAUUUAAGUUUGUGAGCAGAAGGAAAAGUUAAGGAUUUUUGCUUUUAUCUGACACAUUGAGCCCAAAAUUUCACAGUUAGCAGUUUGAUAAAUACAGGCCCUGUCCUCAUCUGAACGACAUGUUGAUAUUUCAGUGUUAGACGAGUAAAUGAAGCUCAGUGCUGUUUAGUAUUGUUAUUGUACAGAAGGCUCUGGGAGUGAGUGUGUGUCUACUGAAUAGAGUCACUCCCAGCAUUAUCUAGUUUAUACGGCGCUAGGCUGCAUCUCCCUGUGUGCUUUCUGAUAGGACUCCAUGUCUUUGCUCAGCAACAUGAACCAUAGCUGUUUACUACACAGCUGGGAGGUGUGGUUCUCAUUUAAUUAUUAUUUUUAUUUUUUGUUUUAAUUUGUUUUUGAGCUUGUACAGUAAAUGCGACGGGUUGCUUGUUCAAAGAGCCAAAAAUUACCUGUGUACAUGUGGUUCUCUUGGGGUUUAUUAUUCUAAUUAUGUUCAUGGAUGUGUUGCACAUGCAUUGGUUGUUUCUGACUUCAGUUGUUUCAGUAACAAAUAAAGAAUCAUUUUGGGUUGUGAACGACA
Molecule: messenger RNA, 4695 nt
Organism: Lates calcarifer (barramundi perch)
Lineage: Eukaryota; Metazoa; Chordata; Actinopteri; Centropomidae
Gene: prrt1
Product: proline-rich transmembrane protein 1
Exons: 4
Coding region: 517-1242 (241 amino acids)
Cellular component (GO): membrane
Source: RefSeq, a predicted model, not a curated record